Messenger RNA from Budorcas taxicolor (takin), 264 nucleotides. RefSeq names its product diazepam-binding inhibitor-like 5. Gene Ontology annotation, biological process: fatty acid metabolic process. Gene Ontology annotation, molecular function: fatty-acyl-CoA binding. Bases 1 to 264 code for a protein of 87 amino acids. NCBI's taxonomy places the organism in Eukaryota, Metazoa, Chordata, Mammalia, Artiodactyla, Bovidae. Gene Ontology annotation, cellular component: mitochondrion. The transcript has a single exon. The record is from RefSeq and is a predicted model, not a curated record.
AUGUGCCAAGUGGAGUUUGAGAUGGCCUGCGCUGCCAUCAAGCAAUUGAAGGGGCCGGUGAGCGAUCAGGAGAAAUUGUUGGUGUACAGCUAUUACAAACAGGCCACCCAGGGCGACUGCAACAUCCCGGCCCCACCUGCCACCGACCUGAAAGCCAAGGCCAAGUGGGAGGCAUGGAAUGAAAAUAAAGGGAUGUCCAAGAUGGAUGCCAUGAGGAUCUACAUUGCCAAAGUGGAAGAACUAAAGAAAAAUGAAGCUGGUUAG